Molecule: messenger RNA, 462 nt
Organism: Drosophila biarmipes
Lineage: Eukaryota; Metazoa; Arthropoda; Insecta; Diptera; Drosophilidae
Exons: 1
Coding region: 1-462 (153 amino acids)
Source: RefSeq, a predicted model, not a curated record
AUGGCUGCCCGCCAGCCGGCCGAGAGGUCUUGCCCGGGGCAAGGAUGGUCAACCACACGGCCUACCCGAACCUCGCGGCAAAUCUGGAGGCGAGGAAAGCCCGAUCCGGUGAUCAGCUCCGACAGCGACGUCGAGCUGAUCGAAGAUCCGCGGCUGAAGCAGAGGAGGUGGCGGCUUCAGAAGGCCACCAGCGUUCGGGCUGCCUCUCCGCCGGGCUGGCUGCCGGAGGUGCCGCGGUACGAGGGGUCGCCGACGAGACCACCCUCACCGGAAGGCGAAGCGCUCCCUCCCCAGUCGCCACCACCGCCGCAACCUGAUACGCCACCACCACCGACGAGGCGCGGCGGGGAAUCUCCCCGAUGGAGACCCGCGCGGCCACCCACGCCGAAGUUCGAACGGCCGCCGGCGGCAGAGUCGCACCUGCGCCGGACAAGCCCCAGUACCAACCCGGAGACCCGGUAG